UGAGGACCUUGUAUUUAAAGCUAAUUUGUAUGAUGAAUUAUCUGAAAUUCUAAGUGCUUUUCUUAACAAAUCGCAAAAUAAGAUGAACGAUGAUCCAAAACAAAAUGAAAAUCAUAUUAUGAAUUCUAUUAGUACGAAGCACAAGACACAUCCUCCUAAAAGACUCAAAUCUGUUAUUGAACAAGAUUCAAAUAAACAUAACUACGCCCUAAAAGACAAAUCAUCUAAUAUAAUUAAUAAUGAUACAAGUUCAGAUAGUAAAUUGAUAGGUGAUAGUAAAGGUUAUAAAUGUGAAAAAUAUAAGCAACUAGGUCACUAUACUAAAACUUGUACUAGAGAAUAA
Messenger RNA from Scutellospora calospora, 343 nucleotides. The record is from the annotation of a GenBank genome assembly. NCBI's taxonomy places the organism in Eukaryota, Fungi, Glomeromycota, Glomeromycetes, Diversisporales, Gigasporaceae.